Andrographis paniculata is the source of this 663-nucleotide messenger RNA. Its product is annotated as 60S acidic ribosomal protein P1-like. The record is from RefSeq and is a predicted model, not a curated record. The coding region runs from base 106 to 444 and encodes 112 amino acids. Gene Ontology annotation, molecular function: protein kinase activator activity; ribonucleoprotein complex binding; structural constituent of ribosome. The transcript is spliced from 3 exons. Gene Ontology annotation, biological process: cytoplasmic translation; translational elongation. NCBI's taxonomy places the organism in Eukaryota, Viridiplantae, Streptophyta, Magnoliopsida, Lamiales, Acanthaceae. Gene Ontology annotation, cellular component: ribosome; cytosolic large ribosomal subunit.
UAACCCUAACCCUAAACACACUGACUAAACCGCACCAGCCUUUGUGCCGCCUGGGCAUCAACUCCUCGUUUGGAAUUAUCGUCUCUCGCCGGCCUCUGAACGAAGAUGUCGAUCGCCGAAGCUGCAUGCGCAUACGCCUCCUUGAUUCUUCAUGAUGAUGGCAUCGCCGUCACGGCGGAGAAGAUUGCGGCGUUGUUGAAGGCUUCGAAUGUAUCUGUGGAGUCGUACUGGCCUAGCCUUUUCGCUAAGCUUUGCGAGAAGCGGAAUGUUGAGGAUCUUAUAGUCAACAUUGGCGCCGGUGGUGGGGCCGCUGUUGCUGUUGCAGCUCCUUCCGUCGGGGCUUCAGGUGGUGCAGCACCCGCUGCUCCUGCUACGGAGGAGAAAAAGGAGGAAACAAAGGAGGAGGAGAGCGAUGAUGACAUGGGCUUCAGCUUAUUUGAUUAAGAGUGCUUUUUGUAUCACUAUUUAUUUAAUUUGAAUUACAUCUAUAGAUCACCAUUGUUGGCUUCUGCAGCGUAAGGAAACAUACCUACCAUGUUUUGACAGUUGUAGUUCAUCAAUUUCCAAUUUUUGCGAGUAAUUUCAUACUAUCAAAAUUUGAUGGUUCAAAUAUCUUUGUUAUUAUACUGUCUCUAGUGCCAAUCUUGGAUAUCUUGAGCUUUA